Messenger RNA from Oreochromis niloticus (Nile tilapia), 1907 nucleotides. RefSeq names its product zinc finger, RAN-binding domain containing 2 (gene zranb2). Bases 114 to 1097 code for a protein of 327 amino acids. Gene Ontology annotation, biological process: RNA processing. Gene Ontology annotation, molecular function: RNA binding; lipopolysaccharide binding. NCBI's taxonomy places the organism in Eukaryota, Metazoa, Chordata, Actinopteri, Cichliformes, Cichlidae. The transcript has 10 exons. The record is from RefSeq and is a predicted model, not a curated record.
GCCGCCUGAAGGUGGCAGUGUAGGCAGGGUGGAGAUAGCUUCUGCUGCAUGGACACAGUGGUGAGCGCAGCGUAGUCUGCCAGCGAGGGUAGGUAGAGCUUAAAGGCGCUAAAAUGUCAGGAAAGAGUUUUCGAGUCAGCGACGGGGACUGGAUAUGUCCGGAUAAAAAGUGUGGAAAUGUGAACUUUGCCAGAAGGACAAGUUGCAACAGAUGUGGUAGAGAAAAAACUACAGAAGCGAAGAUGAUGAAGGCAGGAGGGACGGAGAUUGGAAAAACACUCGCUGAAAAGAGUCGAGGCCUCUUCAGUGCGAAUGACUGGCAAUGCAAAACAUGUGGAAAUGUGAAUUGGGCGAGACGGUCAGAGUGCAACAUGUGCAACACCCCCAAAUAUGCCAAGCUUGAAGAAAGAACAGGUUACGGUGGAGGGUUCAAUGAAAGGGAGAAUGUGGAAUAUAUCGAACGGGAGGAAUCUGACGGUGAAUAUGAUGAGUUUGGUAGGAAAAAGAAAAAAUACCGUGGGAAGAGCAACAGCACGUCUUCCUCAAAAGAAAGUGAAAAGAAGGAAGUGCCAAAAGAGGAGGAGGAGGAGGAAGAAGACGAAGAGGAGGAGGAUGAAGAUGGUGACCUGUCCAAAUACAAAUUGGAUGAUGAUGAGGAGGAGGAAGAUGAUGAUGAUGAAGAUGGUGACCUGUCAAAGUACGACCUGAUUGCCAGUGACGAAGACGACGAUAAGCCAGCUAAGAAAAAAGGCAGCCGCUCCGGUUCAUCCCGCUCCCGUUCCCGCUCCUCCUCGCGCUCCUCCAGCUCCAGUUCACGGUCUAGGUCCAGAUCCCGCUCUAGAAGCUCAUCCAGUUCCAGAUCUGGAUCUCGCUCGAGGUCCCGCUCCAGAUCCAGCUCCAGGUCUGGAAAGGGCUCCUCUCCCCGGAAGAGGUCCCGCUCCCCCUCCUCCUCACCUGAGAGGAGACAGAAGCGCAGUCGCUCCAGGUCGUCAUCUGGAGGGAGAAAACGGAGGCGUUCUAGAUCGCGUUCGUCCGAAAGGCGGCGUGGCCACUCUUCAGGAUCGUCCCAUUCUGGCUCCAGUUCAAAAAAGAAAUAACUUUAUUACUGUCUUUAAUACAAGAAAAGGAAUCCUAGUGGAAGUGCAUGUUGUGUUGCCAAAAAACAAAGACAAAAAAAACCAACCAUCCUUUCAGCAUACUUUCAUUAAAAGUCUUAAACCCCCUCCCAGAGAAAGAGAGGCAGCAGCUCCCUUUUUAAAACCACAUUCAUCCCGAUAUGUGACGAGUGUUUGUAUAGGUUUCCAAUAAACAUAAAUGUUUGGUCCUAUAUGAAAAUCAGAUAUAGUGUCAAGAGGCUGUAUUCCAUUUUAAACCCACUUAAUAUCUUCAUGGCAGUACACUUAGUUUCUGAAAAAAUCGGAGCAAAAUCUGUCCUUUUGGUUUUUUUAAUUUUUCCCUUAUGGGCCCUAAGAGACGCCAAUGAUUUUUCUAACAACUUACAUGGUUUGUUUUUUUAAGUAAGGGUGAAGUUCUUCAGCACCAAUUUAGCCGACUUGUGAUUUAGCUAUGAAUUUUGGCCUGUUUGUUUGAUUUUGAUGAUAAAUGUCCUCUAUUUUGUGUUUUCAAGGUAAGUAUUUUACUUUUUGAUAAUGCUUGUUUUAAGUACGUUCUUGGUUGCUCGGUUUAGGUUUAAUUUUUGUUUUCUUUUACAUAAUCGUGGCGUAUCUGGACUCCAUGCUACCGAUUAUUUCUUUGAAUUUGUCAUGAAACAAAUUAAUUCAUUUUUUUCCCUUUUUGCUCCAGAUUAGUGCAGAAAGAGUAGCAUUUCUGGUAACAUGUGGCAGUACAGUCUUUACUGAUUAAAAUACCUGAAAUGUACUUGUGUAAAUAAAAUUCUGUCAACAUUG